Messenger RNA from Lingula anatina, 1864 nucleotides. Its product is annotated as zinc finger protein 385B. The record is from RefSeq and is a predicted model, not a curated record. Gene Ontology annotation, cellular component: nucleus. Lineage: Eukaryota; Metazoa; Brachiopoda; Lingulata; Lingulida; Lingulidae. Gene Ontology annotation, molecular function: zinc ion binding; nucleic acid binding.
GAUACGCAUGCGCACAAGAGAGUUUUAGCAUGGUGAAUGCUCGAAAGUGAAUUUACUUCACAGUUUUGCUGCAUUUACGCACAAUCGGCAAGUGAUGGGGAAGAAGAACAAGGGAGGUGUGGUGGAGGCCAUUAAGUGUGAUAUCUGCUGCAUUGUGCUGAACUCCGACCAGCAAGCACAGCAGCACUUCAGUGGCAAGACACACAUGAAGAAAGAGAAGGCCAGGAAGGAAGGUGGUGAAACCAUGGCGUCUCCUCUGACCAAUCCACUGGUUGCAGCCAAGGUCAGCACUCCCGAUUUUGUUCCCGAAAUCAUCAAAGUUGACCAACCACCAAAUCCUUUUGCCGUUUUGCCGAAAGAUGCGCCAGAGGACCCAACAAAGAAGCUAGACCCCGUGGCGCAGGCUGUCUUCGACAACAUGCGAGGAAAGCUGCCGACCAAGAGAAAAGUGAUCGAGAUUCCGUGUGCUGUGUGUGCCAUUGUGUUUAAUUCGGAGGACCAGGCGGAUGUUCAUUUCAAGAGUCAAAAACAUGCCAAAAAAUUACAGACUAUUGAACUUCUUAAUAAGCAGAAGAUGGUGUCAGAUACCAGUAGUAAUGGUGAGGCUACAACCAAUGGUGGAAAGACAGAGGAUGGCAUGGUGAAGAUGCCUGGUAAUCAGUUCCGGUGCUCUUUCUGCAAUGUCAGUCUCAAUUCUGUGCAUCAGCUGGAGAUGCAUAGGGCAGGUCAGAAACACAAAAACAAACUGAAGCUUGCUCAACAGCAGCAAAAUGGAGGUCCCCCUGCCAAAAGGAAACCCCCUUCAAAAUUUGGCAGCAAUAAUUUUAACAGGCCAAUGAAUUCAAAUCCAUCCUUUAACAGUGGUCCAUACAAUGGCAAUGGAAAUCAAGGAGAAAACCAAGGUGAAUACAGCCAUCCAGAAGACCAGUACUACAAGCAGGGUCCUCCCACCCACCCUGCCUGGCUACCCUCUGGGAACCAGUUUCAGUGCCGUGUCUGCAGCAUAUUCUUCCCUGGCCCAAACCAGCUGUACCAACACAUCUCAUCCCCUGAGCAUGCAGAAAAGCAGGCCCUUUUAAUGAAUGCUCCCCAAAGUUGACCAUGCACAAGAUAAUGGAAGCUCCCCAUGGUUAAAAAAAACCUCGUUGUGAAUGAUGUAGCUUUGAGAGAUUUUUAAAAGAAUAAAGUUGCCAAGUGAAAUAAGGAGCAAAAUGGACAGGAAAUAACCCAAGCACAAGUUAAAUGCAUGCACAAAGAAAGGAAAAUUUGGUAUGAAGCAUGGAUUCAAGACUUGGUUUUUGAGAAGAAAAAGGGAUUUGAAAAAUGUUUUUGCAAGGAAGCACCACAAAAAGACAGGAGAAAUAAUUUUCAUUGAUCGUGUUUUUGACCUCUCCUGUGAUGGGAAUGUCUCCCAGUCUCACCCAACACAUUCUGUUUGUCUCAACCAAGAGAUUUUCCAAGUCUCAACUACCACAUUAGAAGUAAGGACGCAGGAGCAUUUACUCAUCAUAAGAAGUGCAAGAUUUUGAAUCAAACGUGUUUGAUGAGACAAUUUGCUACUUGCACAGUAACAUGAUAUGUAGUCUUGUUCAGCAGUGGGCAACUAUUCCUGUUGAAGUUCAAAACAAUCCACUGUAAAUAUAUUUGCAGCUUCUUUUUUUCAUUUCUGCUGUCAUGUUUUAUUUUGCACAUGACUUAAAUAUAUGUACAUAAUUGUCAGAUUCAUUCAUGGAAGCAGAAUACCCUUUUAGCUGAUUCAGAAGAAAACAUUUGCUGAGAGGGAGACAGAGAUCCCAACACAACUGUUUUCCUCUUGUGAUGGACAUCUCAUUCAACAGCACUCCAGAGGCUAACAAAGAACACA